This is a messenger RNA of Pantherophis guttatus, 2305 nucleotides long. It is a transcript of the gene TOMM34, whose product is annotated as translocase of outer mitochondrial membrane 34. NCBI's taxonomy places the organism in Eukaryota, Metazoa, Chordata, Lepidosauria, Squamata, Colubridae. Gene Ontology annotation, molecular function: heat shock protein binding. The record is from RefSeq and is a predicted model, not a curated record. Gene Ontology annotation, cellular component: mitochondrion; cytosol.
UUGCGCCGCCCCUAAUUAAAUCGAGCACGGAGGAAGUAAAGCGUCUCCUGGUUUCUACGCCGCCAGCCGGUGCCGGCUUUUUCAGACCUCCCUCGCCCCGAGUUCAUGGCUCCUGCGUCGCGGAUCGCCGACCUUAAGCAAGCGGGCAACGAACAGUUCCGCAAUGGGCAAUACGGCCAGGCGGCUGCGCUCUACGGCCGAGCUCUGGAAUUGCUGGAAGCGGCAGGAGAUGUGAAUACAGAAGAAAAAAGUGUUCUCUAUUCCAAUCGUGCUGCUUGUUAUUUGAAAGAUGGGAACUGUAGUCUUUGCAUUAAGGAUUGUUCUGCCGCUCUGGAUCUGGUCCCUUUUGGAAUCAAACCUUUGUUGAGGCGGGCAGCAGCCUAUGAAGCCCUUGAACGAUACAAUUUAGCUUAUGUGGACUACAAAACUGUAUUACAGAUUGAUUGCACUGUACAGGCUGCACAUGAUGGAGUCAAUAGAAUGACAAAGGCUUUAUUGGAAAAAGAUGGUCUUCAAUGGCGCCAGAAGUUACCCCCCAUCCCAACUGUUCCUGUUUCUGCUCAGAGAAGGUGGGAGCCACCUACUGGAAGCCAGGAAGGUACUCCAAGACCCAAAGCAAGCAAUUCUGUUCCUGUAACAAACCAAGUGCCUAACGCUGCCUCAAGUGAACGAGCAAAUAUGCUGAAGCUAGAAGGAAAUGAAUUUGUGAAAAAGAACAACUAUAAGAAAGCUAUUGAAAAAUAUACAGAGAGCAUAAAACUCCACAAGAUGGAAUGCACAACUUACACUAACAGGGCUCUUUGUUACCUGAACCUGAAGCAGUACAAAGAAGCAAUUAUGGAUUGCUCAGAAGCCCUUAAAAUAGAUCCUAAGAAUGUCAAGGCAUUUUACAGACGAGCACAAGCAUAUAAAGAGCUUAAGGAUUAUAAAUCCAGCAAAGCAGAUAUCAACAGCCUCUUGAAAAUUGAACCAGACAACAAUGCUGCUAAGAAGCUACAACAAGAACUAAACAAGCUUUUAAAAUAAGAUAGCUAGAACUUUGUGCUUUUCUGAUAUGUUUUUGUUUUUUAAAAGAGAUUACUGGGAUGCGUUUGCAAAAUCCUAGGCCUGCUGAUGUUUCUCUGGUUCCUUCCCUUAUAAAAAGUGUCCAUUCUUCCUCCUGCAGUUCUAAAAAUUCUGUGUUAUCUCUUGAGAUCUGCAAAUUAUAUAGAAGAGGAAUUCUAGAGAAUUGUUUUUAAUUAGCACACUAUUUGUCCAAUGUACUCCUAGUGUGAUUGCAGAGACAGAACUAUUAUAGUGGCUGAUUGAUGAAAGUCUUGGCAUAACAAACAGGCAGUAAGACUUUCAAGAUCCUGCUUUGCCUUAAUUUUUGUGGACUAGCUUUGGUGGAGCAUUUUGGUCUUCAAUGUGUCAUUUGGAAAUCUAAAAAUGCUUUUGUCCUUUACUAUAGAAUGGCAUGUUGUCCUUUCUUCAUUCUAUCUAUACCUUUUAGCUUACCUUAAUUUCACAUUCUCUGAAGUUAAAUACAUGUUGAAAUAUGUUACUCUUUUUUCAGAGAUAUUUUUUCAUUUUAACCUUGUUAAAAGCUAAAGUUCAUGUUAUAGUGGAGGAGGGAAAAUAUUAUCAGUUUAGAAUGGCCCAAUCUCAGGGCUGCUUUUGCUUUUGCUUUUGCAUCUGUUUUCAGUUGCUUAUCUACAACCUAGAUUUUUGCAAACCAAAAAAAAAAAGUGCCCUCAGAAUGAUAAUUCAACAAACAUCUCUGUAGAGAGGAAUGAGUCAUGUAUGUUGUAUCUCUCACAUUGGCCGAGUUUAGAUGGGUCUGUUGGGCAGUUGUAAUUUGGCAACAUCUAGGUGACUACACAUUUUCCUUUCCUGCUAGAGAUAGAGUAGAAUUGAACAUCCACUUGCUAUUUGGUAAAAAUGCUAUCCAAGAUUAACCACUAUGUCACCUUAAAAAAUUCCUUACUUCUUCUUCAGUACCUAUACAGAUGUUGCUACUCAAAUUAUGCUAUCUCUGCAGCUUUUCCAAGGUGAGUCUGUAGGGACCCACUUAGAGCAUUACUACUUCUUGUCUUAGUGAGAGAAGAGUUUUGCCUCUUCCUACAGAGUAGAGAUUUACGCACCAAGCAUUUUGAGAAGAUACGUUUUCAAUGUACUGUGGAGUAUCAUUUGUUCCUAGAAAUUUUAGAUAGAGGGGAAAGUCUUUCCUUGAGCCUUGUUGCCAGGAUUAAAGCUUGUUGCUUACAGUAUCAAGUUACCUUGUUAUUUUAAACUUUCAAAAUAAACAAGCUGUUACGGAUAUAAA